Molecule: messenger RNA, 1118 nt
Organism: Planococcus citri (citrus mealybug)
Lineage: Eukaryota; Metazoa; Arthropoda; Insecta; Hemiptera; Pseudococcidae
Exons: 3
Coding region: 312-848 (178 amino acids)
Biological process (GO): regulation of synaptic transmission, cholinergic; sleep; positive regulation of voltage-gated potassium channel activity
Source: RefSeq, a predicted model, not a curated record
GCAUCGGCGACGAAUGAGUCAGUAUCAGUACACAGCAGGCUUUUACAUGUAGUAACACGAACACCAGUGAUAGUAAACGUAUCGAUGGCAGAUUCAAAAAUACGAAUUUUUUCGCCGUCGAAAAAUUGAAACCAAAUUACAAAAUGAGCUAAUAAUAUAGUUUCAAAGUGAAAAAAAAACAUGCGGAAUUAAUUUUCUAAUCUUUCAUAUUUUUAAAAAAAAUCAUUAACGUAAACCUAGUCAUUUUUAUUUUAAAAAAUUGGUGAUUUUUGUUUUCUAUAAGUUUUCAACGGUCUUUGCGACCGUUUAUUAUGUUAAUUAAGUUCAUUGUUCGCGUGAUGGAAAUACGACUUAUCGUACUACUAAUUUUAUUUAAUUUCGUGCAUCGAUUGAGUGCUGAUUUAACUUGUUACGAAUGCACCACUCAACCAAAUCCGGAACCUUCCAAGUCAAAAUCAUGUUCGCAAUUCGACGAAAGCGAAAAAUACGAAGUGACUUGUCCAUAUUCCACAUUUUGUUUAAAAAGAACAUACCAAUACACUUUACAAGGAGGAAAAACGGUGGAAGUGGUAGAACGUGGAUGCGCACCACAAAAACAUAGUUUCCAUGUUUACGAAAAUAAUAGAUGGGUGCCACAAAAUACCAUAGAAAAAUCCAUUUACGAAGAAGGAUGCAUACCAUUUGAUCCAUCGGGUACCAAGCAACAGAAAUCUGAAUACUGUUAUUGUUCCUCCAAUUUAUGUAACACCGGCAAAAGGGCGACAGAAGCGUCUUUUUUUCAUCAUACUGAUACUAUGUCGGUUAUAUUCAUUUUUAAUGUUGUAAAAUUAAUGCGCAGCGUUCGUUAACAUUCCAACGUUCGACUGUUUUUUUUCUUUCGUUUUUUCAUGUUUAUAAUUUAGAAUAAGUUCAUUUGUGGGCUGUGUUUCAUUAUUAUUCUUUCUUUCUCUCUAUUAUUUAAAAAAAAAAAAUUGUACACGUAAAUUUUGUAAAUUUGUUUCUUUAUUAUUUAAUUUCCCGUGAUACGUGCAAUUUACAUGUAAAAAUCUCGAUUUUAAAUAAAUUGUAGAUCGUUACCAAAUAAAGUGAUACGGGGGUGUAAUUACUUGAAAAAAAUA